Molecule: messenger RNA, 997 nt
Organism: Thamnophis sirtalis
Lineage: Eukaryota; Metazoa; Chordata; Lepidosauria; Squamata; Natricidae
Source: RefSeq, a predicted model, not a curated record
CUGAAAGUAGCAAGCCAAGCCCCGACGGGUUGCUGCGGCCAUCUCCCACCUGAUGACGCGCCAUGCUGAAAAACAGGAAACGGGAUCUUGGGAGAGGCGGAAAUUGCAGUGCUCAGCAGAGCUCGUAAGGGCCAGCAGGCUGAGACGAGGAGCGGGCGUCGCGUCGGCAAGGAAGGCGCCUGAGUAGCGGGGAAGUGGGCUGGCCGCAAAAUGUGGAAAGCAUCGGCAGGCCAUAGCAUCAGUCUGAGCCAGGAUGAUGGUGCUGAUGAUUGGGAGACAGAUCCUGACUUUGUGAAUGAUGUAAGUGAAAAAGAACAGCGCUGGGGUGCUAAAACUGUCCAAGGAUCUGGUCACCAGGAACAUAUCAACAUUCAUCAACUUCGAGAAAAUGUAUUCCAAGAGCACCGGUCCCUCAAGGAGAAAGAGCUUGAAUCAGGACCCCAAGCUUCGCAUGGCUAUGGAGGGAAGUUUGGCGUGGAACAGGACCGCAUGGACAAAUCAGCCGUUGGACAUGAAUAUCAAUCCAAGCUUUCUAAGCAUUGCUCCCAGGUGGAUUCGGUUAAAGGCUUUGGUGGCAAGUUUGGCGUCCAGGUUGACAGGGUUGACCAGUCUGCUGUGGGAUUUGAAUACCAAGGAAAAACAGAGAAACAUGCUUCUCAGAAAGACUACUCAAGUGGAUUUGGUGGGAAGUACGGUGUGCAGGCUGACAGAGUAGACAAGAGUGCCAUGGGAUUUGAUUACCAAGGAAAAACAGAGAAACAUGAAUCCCAGAAAGAUUAUUCUAAAGGUUUUGGUGGUAAAUAUGGUGUGGACAAAGAGAAAGUGGAUAAAAGUGCUGUUGGCUUUGAAUACCAGGGCAAAACUGAAAAACAUGAAUCACAGAAAGACUAUACGAAAGGUUUCGGUGGAAAGUUUGGCAUACAGACUGACAGACAGGAUAAAUGUGCACUUGGCUGGGAUCACCAGGAAAAAGUACAGUUGCACGAAUCUCAAAAAG